AUGGAGGCUUUCAGGUUGUUGUCUCGUGGAGGAGCAAAAUUUGACAAGGGUCGGUUUCGCAAUGAUGCAACGAACGGCGAAAGUAGCAAGGGCGUAAGAUCUACUACUCAGGAACUUGCACCAGGACAACUGCCGCCCGAGCUGGAUUUCUUCAAAUAUGCCAAGGCCGCCCCCAAUGGGCCUGCAUCGGCCCCUACGUCUAUGAAGCCACCCAAAUCAGAAGAGUCAGAAUCAUCGCCAGGUAAAAAGCGUAAGCGUAGUGACGAGGAUCAUAAGGAAUCGCUUCCUAAGCACCGUGUGACUUCAUCCGGGGAUGGUGUGCCUUCUCCAAUAUCAGAAUUCGAGGAUCUGUCCUCAAGGUAUAAAAUUCCUCAACGGCUGUUACAGAAUAUCGAGAACUGUGGUUAUGAUUCGCCCACUGGCAUUCAGGCCCACGGAAUCCCUGUGUUGCUAGAAGGAAGACACCUCAUUGCUAUAUCUCCAACCGGUACCGGAAAGACAAUGUCAUAUCUACUCCCUAUAUUCAGCCUUCUCCAAUCACCAGUAUCAUCGAAAUCCCCCCCGGAAAAUGCUGGAAAGGGGGCAAGAGCGGUAAUAGUUAGUCCUACACGGGAGCUCGCUGCACAAAUCUACAAUGAAUGCCUUAAACUUGCCGAUGGGCGGAAAUGGAGGAUUAUUUUGUAUGGAAAGGCUACGGGGUCAACUCUCGCUCAGCCCGAGGUAAGAGAUAAAGUUGACAUCGUGGUCACAACCCCGUUGAGAUUGGUCGAUUCAUUACAAAAAUCUUUAAUUAAUUUGGACAAUGUUCGGUGUUUGGUUCUUGAUGAAGCGGACCGACUUUUAGAAGGAGAGUUCUUCUCCCAGACAGAAGAAAUUGUGCAAUCUUGCACGCACCCGAACCUUCAAAAGGCCGUAUUUAGCGCCACAUUACCAGCGGGGGCCGAGGCAAUCGCAAAUGGCUACCUAGAUUCUCCCGUACGCAUAGUUGUUGGUCUCAAAGACUCGGCGACAUCCUCAGUUAAACAAAAACUAACUUUUGUCGGAACUGAAUCCGGAAAACUUCUUACGCUUCGACAGCAUCUCGCAGCCGGGUUUCAACCUCCGGUGCUUAUAUUCGUCCAAUCCCAAGAACGUGCACAGGAGUUAAGUGAGGAACUGCUAUACGAUGGGCGGAACGUGGAUGUUUUGCAUUCGGGAAGGACAAAGAAACAACGCUCGGACGCAGCCGAGAGAUUCCAACGCGGAGAAUGCCACAUCUUGGUUGCAACCGAGGUUAUGGCUCGUGGGAUGGAUUUUGCGGGCGUAAGACUGGUAAUCAAUUACGAUUUCCCGCAAUCGGUUCAGAGCUACAUUCACAGAAUUGGUCGUACCGGGCGUGCUGGGAGAGAAGGUGAAGCCGUGACAUACUUUACAAACGUAGAUGCGCCGUAUCUCAAAAUGAUUGCCAAUGUUUUGAAGGCAUCUAACAAUCCUGUGCCGGAGUGGAUGCUCAAGUUACCGAAGCCGUCCAAGAUGAAACGACGCGCAUUGAAACGAAAACCUGUUGCACGUAAAGACGUGGGUGUAGUUGCGGGGCGAGCAGUGGGUAAAGGAGAGGCAAUUCGUAGGAGGGAAAUGAUUGCGGCAAGCAAACGACGAAAGAUGGGCGAAAAUAGGCCUGAUUCGGAAGAGAGGAAUUCCGAUGAAGCCGGCAACUUAUAA
Molecule: messenger RNA, 1701 nt
Organism: Rhizoctonia solani
Lineage: Eukaryota; Fungi; Basidiomycota; Agaricomycetes; Cantharellales; Ceratobasidiaceae
Product: DEAD/DEAH box helicase
Exons: 9
Coding region: 1-1701 (566 amino acids)
Biological process (GO): maturation of SSU-rRNA
Molecular function (GO): ATP binding; nucleic acid binding; RNA helicase activity
Source: RefSeq, a predicted model, not a curated record